This is a messenger RNA of Lepus europaeus (European hare), 1772 nucleotides long. RefSeq names its product abhydrolase domain containing 12B (gene ABHD12B). Gene Ontology annotation, biological process: monoacylglycerol catabolic process; phosphatidylserine catabolic process. The coding region runs from base 1 to 1080 and encodes 359 amino acids. Gene Ontology annotation, molecular function: phosphatidylcholine lysophospholipase A1 activity; monoacylglycerol lipase activity. Gene Ontology annotation, cellular component: endoplasmic reticulum membrane. Lineage: Eukaryota; Metazoa; Chordata; Mammalia; Lagomorpha; Leporidae. The record is from RefSeq and is a predicted model, not a curated record. The transcript is spliced from 13 exons.
AUGGAAGCGCAGGACUGCCAGGCGGCCAACACGCCGGAGGCCCCCUGCCGCGGCUUGGUGGCCGAGUGGUGGGACAUGGUGGGGCGGAGCGUGCGAUCUUUCCCACAUUCCUGUUCAACAUUUGGAAGAAAAAUCGCUGCUCUGUACAACAGUGUUACUAGUAAACCAUUAAAAGAACACAUUUUCCCUCCUCUGAUGGAAAUGCUAAUUUAUUUUAAUUUUUACAAAGCCCCAUUUCUUGUGGAUUUAAAGAAUCCAGAGGCAAAGAUUCCCCACACGGUGAACUUUUACAUCAGAUCUGAGCCCGGGGUGAUUCUGGGAGUGUGGCACACAGUGCCCAGCUGCCGGGCAGGCGACGCCAGGGGGAAGGAUCGGGGCUGGUACGAAGCGGCGUUGCAGGAUGGGAACCCGAUCAUUGUCUAUCUUCACGGCAGCGCACAACACAGGGCAGCUUCUCACAGAGUCAGGCUGGCAAAGGUGCUCAGUGACGGUGGCUUUCACGUCUUGUCUGUUGACUACAGAGGGUUUGGAGACUCUACAGGCAAGCCCACAGAGGAGGGACUGACUGUGGAUGCCAUCUGUGUCUACGAGUGGACCAAGGCAAGAAGUGGCAUGACCCCUGUGUGUCUCUGGGGCCACUCUCUGGGUACAGGAGUUGCCACAAAUGCUGCAAAAGUAUUAGAAGAGAAAGGAUGCCCAGUUGAUGCCAUUGUCUUGGAAGCUCCAUUUACCAACAUGUGGGUUGCAUGCACCAGUUAUCCCUUGUUAGUGAUCUGCCGGAAAUUUCCACGAUGUUCACGUGCUCUCAUGGAUGCCAUGAAGAGAGACAGAAUAGUCUUCCCCAGUGAUGAAAAUGUCAAGUUCCUGUCCUCCCCGCUGCUCAUCCUACACGGAGAGGACGACAGGACGGUGCCUCUGGAGUGUGGGAAGAAGCUCUAUGAAAUCGCACACACAGCAUACAGGAACAAAGAGAGGGUCAAGAUGGUUAUCUUUCCUCCUGGCUUCCACCACAACCUCCUUUGUAAAAGCCCCCUCCUGAUAAUGACCGUGAGGGAUUUCCUGAGCAAGCAGUGGGCCUGAGGGCCGAAGCCGGCAGGGAGGACUUGGUCCCAACACCACCUCUGACGUGCGUUAUUGUUGUGCAAGGCCAUUUGGAUGAGCUGAAGCCAUCUGCCAUUUUAAUAAGGCAGGCGUGGGUGCUGGGUGGAUGGGAUUGUCCUCACUUAGCUCUGCUGUGUGAAGUGUGCAAAAUGUCCAAGUGGGGAAUGAGAACUUGAUAGAAUGUGGGUAUUAUCUGUGUAGUGAUCCAAGAUCCCGGAGAUGCUGUGCAUAAGGUGGUAGCUGUGACUGGAAUGUCUAUCUGUCCCAGAAUUCCUAUGUUGAAGCCCAACCAGCAAUGUGAUGGACUUAGGAGCGGAGCCUUUUGGGGAGGGUGUUAGGUCCCAGGGCUGAGCGCACGUGGGUGGGACUGGUGCCCUUACAAGACAGGCCCCAGUCAGUCCCUUCUCUUCCACUGUGUGAGGACACAGGAGAAGGCGCCAUCUGUGAACCAGGAUGUAGCCCCUGCCACACUCGGAAUCUGCCAGCACCUUGCUCUUGGACAUCACAACCUCCCAAAAUCGUACUGUUUGUCAGCUGUCCGGGUUAGGACAUUUCCCUACCUUGACCUGAAUGGAUUAAGGCAGUGAUCUCAGCUUUGGACUUAGCAGUGGGAGAAAGGUGUUCUGAUGUAGCUAAAGGAUUUGUAUUUGAGCUUAGUUCAUUUAAAGGGU